AUUUUGCUUUGACGCACCUGCAUGUCCUGCUGCUAUAAUCUCGAGUCGUUCUCAAUGCACGCACCGGUGUUGACUGUCCGGAGUGACGGCUACCACCUCGCUCUCUUCCGAUUGGUGCUGAACCAGCCGGGCCGCAGCGGUGCCAGCCCAUCGUCAACGCCCGCCUGGCAGCAGCAGCCGCAGCGGGGCGGGCGGCCGCCGCGGCCUCCAGUGCUGCUGCACCACGGCUUCCCGCUCAGCGCCAAUGCCUGGCUGGCGCUGCCGCGGGAGGAGGGCCUGCCCUACCUGCUGGCGGACCGAGGGUACGACGUGUGGAUCCUGUCUGAGCGCGGCUCCACCCACAGCCUCUCACACGACAGCCUGUCGCCCAACUCCAAGGAGUUCUGGAGGUACACCGCUGACGACAUGGCGCUGCACGACCUGCCCGCACUGGCCGACCACGUGCGUGCGGCCACCGGAGCCCCCCGCAUCGCCACCCUGUCCUGGUCCGCGGGCGGGACUAUGACCUUCAUGUACGGCUCAGAGGCGCCGGCGGCCGCUGCCGAGCGCUUCUGCGCGCACGUGGCGCUGGCGCCGGUGGUGUUCCCGCAGCGCCUCCGCACACCCCUAUUCGCAGGACUGUCAGGCAGCGGCGCCGACAAGGCGCUGGACCACCUAGACGCGCUGCGCUUUCCGGGCGCCUUCGCCCAGGCCGUACUGGGGCCGCUGUGCGGCGGCGGCGCGCAGCCAGGCCCCGACGCACCGCUGCCGCCCUGGGGCCAGCUGCUGCUGCCGUACGCGCGGCGUGGCGGGCCUGCUGGCCUCGGGAGCGGCGGGAGCGGCGGCGGCGGCGGCGUUGAUGGACGGGGAGAUGGAGGCGGCGGGCGGCCGGCGGCGUGUGCGGCGGCGCUUCUGGCGGCGUAUGGGCCCGUGGGCAGGGCGUCCGUGGCCGGCGUGGAGCACAUUGCAGAGGUGGCGUGGCCCUCCACCUUCGGACUGGAGUACGCUAGCCAAUUCGGACAGCGGACGGCGUCGCUGCUAGGUGUCACCCCCGUUCAGCUGGCGUGCGCUCGCGCAGUCGCGGACUUCGAGCCGUGGCUGCUGCACUUUGCAGAGCUGGGCCUGCCCCGCAAGGGCUCGGAGGGCGUGGACGUCACGCACCCCAUUCUAGCGGUGGCGGAUGGGGAGCUGAUUUGCGCGCUGCCGCAAAUGUACCGCCGCGGCCCACACGACCCGAUGCUGCUCAAGUACAACUACGGCGUGGUGUGCGCCCCCUGGCACGCCCGCGGCGGCGACGGGUCGUGCAACCAGGCCGAGUACGGCAGCGCCACCACGCCGCAGUACAACGUGUCUCGCUACAGCAUCCCGACAACCAUCUUCACUGGCGGGCUGGACGCAGUGAGUGUCCCGUGGGACAGCGAAAACGUGGCGGCGGCGUUAAAGGCGGCGGCGGCUGCACCGGGUGGCGGUGGCGGUGGCGGCGCUCUGCGGCGGCUGGUGCACCUGCCCUCGUACGGCCACGUGGACUUGGUGUGGUACGACGCUCGUCCUAUCCUGGAUGACGUGCUGAGGGCCCUCCAAGAGACCUGCUGAUGAGGGCUCCGGGCCACCCACGGCCACGGGCUGCGGAGACGUGUGGACGAGGGCUGGGCGUGCGUGGGAGCUGCACGAGUGACCGCGGGGCACCAGGCGGGCCCCUGUGCGGAAGAAGAGUUUCUGCUAUGUGCUGUCGUCACGGAGCUACGAGGGUGCGGGUAUGCACUAUGCAGGGCCCGGACGCAAGAUCGGGGGCUGCGCGUGUGCCGGGCAAACAACGGCUGGCUGUGUGCCUGGCAUGCUGGGGCGGGUUUGGCCGUGACACAUGAGUUGGGCCCCAGCUGCUCGGCACCUGGCGAGCAGGCGUGUCCAGGCACGGGCCCCUGCACUCGACAUGGUGUGAUGGUGGGGUUACCAUAUGUGGCGGCGGCGCCGAGCCGGACCCUUUUGGGCUAGGGAGGUCUGCUGGCAUGCACGGAGUGAGCUGGGAGCACGGGGUGCGUAAAAGCGCAUUAGGAGCCUCGGGAGAGCUAAUGUGGAGCACCUGGAGAUAUAGCGGCAGGUUAGGGGGAAGUCACCGGUACCGCAUUUGUUUUAGGCGGUCCUGGAGUUCUGGGCUUAGAGAG
This is a messenger RNA of Chlamydomonas reinhardtii, 2141 nucleotides long. RefSeq lists its product as uncharacterized. NCBI's taxonomy places the organism in Eukaryota, Viridiplantae, Chlorophyta, Chlorophyceae, Chlamydomonadales, Chlamydomonadaceae. The transcript is spliced from 12 exons. The record is from RefSeq and is a predicted model, not a curated record. Bases 55 to 1572 code for a protein of 505 amino acids.